AUGACGUCACUGCCAUUUCCGAUCAGGAAGUCGUCAGUCAAGCACCCUUCGAAGUGGAAGACAGUUCCGAACUACCACAGCCGAGCACAGAAUUCGCUCAGCCAGUUCUUUUCGAAACAGGAACUGGACCACAUCGCCUACAUCACGAGCCUAGCCGAAAGAUCAUCUUUCGAAGCUCCAGAACGGCCUCCACUGCCUAGAAGAAUGACUUUAGAACAACAUGAAAUGGAGAAAGUGCUCAGCGAAGACAGGUCCAGCGCCACUUCCAACGCAGAUCAGUUCGAAGAAGAGUCUUUCGAUGACGUCACUGCCAUUUCCGAUCAGGAUGUCGUCAGUAAAGCACCCUUCGAAGUGGAAGACAGUUCCGAACUACCACAGCCGAGCACAGAAUUCGCUCAGCCAGUUCUUUCGAAACAGGAACUGGACCACAUCGCGUACAUCACGAGCCUAGCCGAAAAAUCAUCUUUCGAAGCUCCAGAACGACCUCCACUGCCUAG
Molecule: messenger RNA, 497 nt
Organism: Caenorhabditis auriculariae
Lineage: Eukaryota; Metazoa; Nematoda; Chromadorea; Rhabditida; Rhabditidae
Source: the annotation of a GenBank genome assembly